GUGCGGCGGGGCCGGGGCGGCCUGCUCUGCCACCAUGGGCGACGGCGGCCCUGAGCCUGACACCUGCCGGAAGGCUGAUAACAAAGAAGAAUUUGUUAGAAUCAGAAAAAAAGACCUGGAGAGGCUGAUGACAGAAGUGAUGCAGUUAAAGGAAUUCUUACCUAGAAUCCUGAAUACAUCAUUUUUGAAGAGCUUCCAGAAAUUAGAAACUCUAGAUGCAAGCUUGAAAAAGAAAGAGCAAGAACUAGUGCAGGUGAGAAUGGAUUGCGAACACUUUAAAGCCCGUCUGGAAACAGCCCAAGAAGAAAGCAUGAGAGAGAAUAAGGAAAAACUGGCCCUCCAACAGCAGCUGAGUGAGGCAAAGUUGCAACUCCUGCAGCAGGCAGAAUACUGUACGGAGAUGGGAUCAGCUGCAUGCACCCUCCUAUGGGGCAUCACCAGCAAUGAGGGGGCAGCUCAAGCCAUUAUAGGAGGAAGUAAGGCAGCAAAGUUUUUCAAUAUCAGUGGACAAACAAUGGAGAGUUACGUCAAAUCGUUAGAAGGGGAUGUCAAACAGCAGCAGGAGCUGGAAUCUGAUGAAAAUCAGUUUGUGUUUGCUUUGGCUGGAAUUGUAACCAACGUGGCCGCCGUGGCGUGUGGGCGUGAAUUCCUGGUUAAUUCGAGUUGCGUGCUGUUGGACACAAUGAUGCAACUUCUGGGAGAUUUGAAGCCCGGACAGUGUACCAAGCUCAAAGUGUUAAUGCUGAUGUCUCUGUACAACGUAAGCAUCAAUUUGAAAGGCUUGAAAUACUUAAGUGAGAGCCCAGGUUUCAUCUCUUUGCUCUGGUGGCUGUUGAGUGAUCCAGAUCCAGAAGUGUGUCUCCAUGCCCUGCGACUUGUCCAAUCUGUCAUUCUAGAACCAGAAGUCUUCUCCAAGUCAGCCCCUGAUCUGCGGGGCUCUCUGCCCCUCCAGCGUGUUGUAGUAUUGUCCCAGAGUCGCAAUGCGGACCUGCAGAAAUUAGCCCGAGAACUCUUGGAAGACCUUAAAGUCCUGGAGGGUGAAAUGUAGGGACACCCAGACCCAGGAGGAGUUUUCAUUUCAGAUGCUGACAUUCUCUUUAAGUCCCCUUUCCUCCGUCCCCCUGUUGAAUUCUGAGGCUGACGCCAUGCCAGGUGUUGUAGAUAUCACGCACUAAGUUAGCCGCGGCCCUCCCAUUCAACCAGCUCAGCUGGUUUAUGAGCUCUAACAAGUUCUUGCAAGAGUGGCAAGACAGAAGUGCAACUCUCCAGGGGCAAAGUGAUCCUUGGCAAAGGCACUUCCUGCCUGUUUGGAGUCUAACAUGCCGGGUGCCCGGGAGGCAUCAGUUUCGUUUAUUUCGGUGCCAGUACCGUGUCUGAAUCUUUUGGUUUCAACGCAGGCACAAAAUUGAGAGUUUGAAAAUCGUCAGUUAUCAGUGGAGGUACAGUGAGAGCUCAAAACUAGAAGCCGACGAGGCUGUUUGUACUCUCCCUUCAGCCGGUCGGAGCUGCGACCCUGACCCUUCUUCACCUUUUCAAGUUAUUAACCUUGGGUCAUCCGCUGCCAGCUUCUGGUGUCGGCAGAUUUCUUCAAAGUGCCAACUAUAGGUCACCUACCCCUCAGCGUUGAUUUUUGAGUCAGUCCUCCAACUCCAUCAUCAUCUCCCAGAAAUCACUCACCAUCUUCCCCUAUGGGUUGGUGUUUCUCAGAGUUGAUUGUUAUGUAUAGUAUCUUUUUUUAAAAAAAAAAAAUGGAGCCGGUUUAGUCCAUCACUAGACCUGACAAUGUUUCAAAGAAAGCAAUUCUUAGAAAUGAUUUGGUUUGCUUCUUAGUUAAGUGGCCCGGCCACUUUCGGUUACACAUGGUUUUUUUAAUAAAAGAGAACUGGAAGAGA
Messenger RNA from Ornithorhynchus anatinus (platypus), 1892 nucleotides. RefSeq names its product heat shock transcription factor 2 binding protein (gene HSF2BP). The coding region runs from base 35 to 1048 and encodes 337 amino acids. Lineage: Eukaryota; Metazoa; Chordata; Mammalia; Monotremata; Ornithorhynchidae. The record is from RefSeq and is a predicted model, not a curated record. Gene Ontology annotation, cellular component: cytosol. The transcript is spliced from 8 exons.